CUGGACACUUAGGCCCAGCUAGCGGCGAUCCUGUAAGGCUACAUGGGACAACUCUAUUAUUCUGGGCCAGGGAGUCGUCAUGGUGAUGAUCUCAUCGACCGCGACUCAGGCCAGGUCGGUGUCCCAAUUGUGCUGCCUGAUCAUUGGCGAGGAUCUUCAGGGACCAAGCCGAGUUCGGUCGCGACGCCUUUGGCUGGCCUGGACGUCGCAGCGUCACGACACGGUGACGUCAGGCUGGCCAUGCGCUGCGAUCAGCGCUCGGUGCUUGCUAUAUGAACGCACCGUUGCCGUUGCCAACUUCUGCUGCCGAUUUUUCUUGCCCCAAAAUAAUAUUUUGUUUUUCUCUUAUAAUUCUUCGACCACGGCUCUUUCCUUUCCUGGACCCUCCGGACUGCUUCAGCUCGGGAUCCGUGGUUGCUCUCUCCCUCACAUUCUCCCUUGCCCAUUCCGGUGAUACCCCAGCGACGCGACCCUUGACUUCCUUCCUCUCCCUUGUAUUGCACCUGAAUCCCCUCUGCCGAUCCGUCUGUUGCUGGAAACAUAAUCUGAUACAUAUACCCGUCGUCU
Molecule: messenger RNA, 567 nt
Organism: Aspergillus steynii IBT 23096
Lineage: Eukaryota; Fungi; Ascomycota; Eurotiomycetes; Eurotiales; Aspergillaceae
Exons: 1
Coding region: 80-454 (124 amino acids)
Source: RefSeq, a predicted model, not a curated record